CAUAUCAUUACCAGAAUAUCAUAUUUGUAUGACGCACUUACCUACACAGUCGUAGCACCCAACACGGACACCUUGGUGGAAGAGUGAGAGAGAGAGAUGUCCCGACCCUUACGUUCCCUACCCCCCGGGUGGACUACCCGUGUCCUGGGGAUAGCCAUGCUGCUGUUCCUUCCUGCGAUCACCGUCCCGGGUGAAAGUACCAACACCACCGCUACUGGCGCUCCGGACGUCCUGCCUAGCAUCAGAAUCAUCUCCGGAAACAAGGUUGAAGUGAAGGUACCGGACGGUAAGAACAUCACCUUCCAACCGGGCGAGCCCACCGGCACCAUCUUCUUCGGAGAAAUCUGUAAUUUGGAAGAAGUCAAGAAGGAGACUGACGAGGUGGCCCGGAAGGUACGAGAGAUACAUGACCUGUCCGGACCGCAGUCUGAAACCCAGGCCAUGCUGACUAAGAUGGAGAACGACGUGAAAGAGUUGGGCCUUUUUAAGUCGCAAGACUGAGGGCCGACUCCACUCAGCACGUGGAACACAAGUUCUGCUGUACCCCAUUCUCCUACACAAAACCUAUCCAGACUAGGGUUCGCUUAAAAAGCUGGGCUGUGCACCAGGACAGGGUGCCUGGGCUGUCUACCUGGCCAAAU
This is a messenger RNA of Branchiostoma floridae (Florida lancelet), 641 nucleotides long. RefSeq lists its product as uncharacterized. The transcript is spliced from 5 exons. NCBI's taxonomy places the organism in Eukaryota, Metazoa, Chordata, Leptocardii, Amphioxiformes, Branchiostomatidae. The record is from RefSeq and is a predicted model, not a curated record. The coding region runs from base 97 to 501 and encodes 134 amino acids.